GUCUACAAAUUCUGAGCUGUGUAGCGACUGUCUGAGCCAGGUUAAUGCAGCCCCCGCUCCGAGCAGCUCGCUAUCUUUUUAGAUCGUCACAGCCUUCAUCUUGGAGGCAGAGAGAGCCUGCUGGCGCUCCCCUGACAAUAACAGAGGCUUUACCCGGAAGAGCCAUACAUUCCUGCCUAAAAUAUUUAGAAAAAUGUCUACUCAGUCAUCGAAAGAGAGGCCUGAAAAUCUGCAGUUUCCAUUCUUUGACGAUGAUACUACCAUUUCUACAGUCAAAGAAUCUAAAACCCUUUUUAUCAUAAGAGGCCUGCCUGGCAGUGGGAAAUCCACUCUUGCCCAGGCUAUUCAAGACCAGUAUAAGGAUGCCUGCAAGAUCGUUUCAGCAGAUACGUAUAAAUUUAUACCUGCAAUAAGAAGCUCCAUUCCUGAAGAUUAUUCAAAGUUGGAUGAGGAUUUAGUUGACUAUUGCAAGCGAGACAUCAGUGUUGUUGUUGUGGAUGAUACUCACCAUGAACGGGAACGGCUAGACCAACUCUUUGAUAUUGCUGACAGAUACCAGUAUAAAGUCCUCUUUGUUGAGCCCAAAACACCUUGGAAGAUGGAUUGCUUGCAGCUUAAGGAUAAGAAUCAGUGGAAACUGUCUGUUGAAGAUUUGAAGAAGAUGAAACCAAGCUUGGAGAAGGAUUUCCUACCUUGUUAUUAUGGAUGGUUUUUGAGCAAAAAGAGUUCUGAGAACUUGAGGAAGACUGGGCAAGCCUUUUUAGAUGAGCUUGGAAGUCUUAAAGUAUUCAAAAAGGAGUCUAAGUACUUUCUUCCUGCCGAAGAUCCCAAAGUAAAAUUGGACCUGACCAGCUACUUUGCGAAAAGGCCACCUGGCGUAUUACACUGUACUACAAAAUUUACUGACUUUGGAAAGGCUAUGGGAGCUGAUGAAUAUGCACAACAAGAAGUUGUGAAGGCUUCCUAUGGAAAAGCCUUUACCUUGACUAUCUCUGCGCUGUUCCUCACGACAAAAACGGCGGGUGCUCGCGUGGAACUGAGUGAGCAAGAACUGCUGCUGUGGCCAGGAGACGUGGACAAGGUAUUGCCUACAGACAACCUGCCCAAAGGCAGCCGGGCUCACGUUACCCUUGGAUGUGCCAGUGGCAUAGAACCGGUCCAGACUGGAAUUGAUUUGUUGGAGUUUGUCAAGCUGGAAAAGGCAGGGAACAAAGGUGAUGAAAUUGAGGAAGUUGGUGGAGGGAAACUGCAGUACUUUGGCAAUGGCAUGUGGAUGCUCCUACUUUCUAAAAAGAUCGAAGUGAAGGCUAUUUUCUCAGGUUACUACGGCAAGGGAAAGCUCGUGCCUACUCAGGGCAGUAACAAGCGAGGCUCUGCCUUUAAUCCCUGCACUAUCAUCUAAGUGCUCCAGCUGUGCAGUGUUUUUGGGGUUUUUUUUAAGACCAUAACUUGGGUAACCUUUAUAAAGUUGUAAAAAGAAAGUUCUACGUGUACUAAAGUAGCCCUUUUGCAAACUCUAGUAUGAAGUGUCUCUCCUGGGACAAUGUAUUGGCCCUCAGGAAGGAAAUUGGUGACCUGAGUGUAAAGGAAAACGAAGUGGCUAAAAACAACUAUUUCUGAUAAUUAUGUAGACCAAAUAGGAUCUUUUAAAUAACUGAAGUGCUGAAUGACUUUUUAAAAUGAUAGAUAUUUGUAGAGAGGUCUCACUCCUCGUUUUGUUCCUCAGAGGAUCAUUCCUGAUAGUUCACGUUUUGUAAUUUCCCUAUGAACCUCAAUUGUUCGAAGAUGUGACCAUAACUGAUUUAGACAGUAGUGGACCAAAGUUUUUAAGCUACUUUUCAUUCUGUGAAGCCAAGUGAGUUGAAGCUGAAAGUUCAACCCAGCUUUAAGUUGGUACAGUCCCCCACAGGCUGAUGGAACAUCCUGCCCUUGGUAGCAGAUGAUUAAAACCACUAGGAUUAGGUAUGUACUAUGGGGAGUACAAGAAUCUUCAUUCGGAAGGGUCAAACUAUUGCAUCCCCAUGGCUAGCAGUGUGUGGCCUACCCUAACUUCAUGUGCUACCAGAAUGCUUUGAAGACUUCCUUGGGUGUGAGAGAAAGGAGAAGUGCAUUGGUGGGUGGGAGAAGGAUCUACUUCCAGUUUAAAAUUGAAGCUCUAUUAAAUGGAACUACUCUGGGUAAGAUCAUGAAAAGAAUUUAAAUAUCAGGAAAAACUUCCUGGAAGUGAGAUCUGCUCGGUCUUCUAGUGAAAAUGGCAGGCACCACCAUCACAUGAGACAUCUAAACGGAGACUGGACAAAGCUCUACUGUAUGUAUAUUGUAGGGAACAAUUCUGCCCUGGCAGGGGAUGGAAUAGAUUAACGAAUAGGUCUUUUCCAUCUCUAACUCCUGAUCCUAUACACUAAAAUCAUGUCUGAAGUACUAAAUUGUACUUCAUGCAAAACAGGUUUUCCUGCUUUGGAUUCAAAGUCUAAUUCUUUUGAAUGUUAAGAUUAGCAUGGAAGUACAUGAAGCUAACAUGUUACUUAGGAAGUAAAUAAUGGUGGCAUUGUAAUUUAUGCCUAACUUAACCUGCUCAAAUCUACAUUUUUCCAGCUGGUUGUCUAAUGUUCAAACAUUUUAGUUAUUACACUUUUUAAUUAUAGUUGAAACUUAUUUCUGCUCAUGUGAACAUAGUGAGAUGCUGCUUGCCUACUGAUCAGAUAUUUGCUGUCAUUACCUUCCUGUAACAUUUGGCUGAACUAAUCAGGUCAGACCAAGCAGUUUAAACUCAUGUUAUGGCUCAAUGUCCCAUGAACUGUAAAGUGUAUUAAAAUAAAUCCAGUAUUAAUGUG
Messenger RNA from Caretta caretta (loggerhead turtle), 2834 nucleotides. RefSeq names its product 2'',3''-cyclic nucleotide 3'' phosphodiesterase (gene CNP). Gene Ontology annotation, cellular component: cytoplasm; membrane. Gene Ontology annotation, molecular function: 2',3'-cyclic-nucleotide 3'-phosphodiesterase activity. Gene Ontology annotation, biological process: cyclic nucleotide catabolic process. The record is from RefSeq and is a predicted model, not a curated record. NCBI's taxonomy places the organism in Eukaryota, Metazoa, Chordata, Testudines, Cheloniidae.